AUGCGCCUGGUUGGACAGCCAUCUGACUAUUUAAGGACGUUAUAGACGCUCACGCGGUCUCUUUUACUCCGGCUUUAACGGGAGAACCUCUAUACGGCGUUGUUUCUGAUUACCCCAUCGUAGCUUUAAAGGGGUCACAAUGUCCGGAGGUAUUGAUGUCCUGCAAAUGAAGGAGGAAGAUGUCCUCAAGUUCCUGGCAGCAGGAACCCACUUGGGUGGCACAAACCUUGAUUUCCAAAUGGAACAAUAUAUUUAUAAGAGGAAAAGUGAUGGCAUUUAUAUUAUAAACCUGAAGCGUACAUGGGAGAAACUUCUGCUAGCUGCACGUGCCAUUGUGGCUAUUGAAAACCCAGCUGAUGUGUGUGUGAUUUCCUCGAGGAAUACUGGCCAGCGUGCUGUUCUGAAGUUUGCUUCUGCAUGUGGAGCAACCCCAAUUGCUGGCCGCUUCACGCCUGGUACUUUCACCAACCAAAUUCAGGCUGCCUUCCGUGAGCCACGCCUAUUGGUUGUGAGUGAUCCACGAGCUGAUCAUCAGCCUCUUACUGAGGCUUCUUAUGUCAACAUUCCUACAAUUGCCCUUUGCAAUACAGAUUCGCCACUGCGUUACGUGGAUAUUGCAAUCCCCUGUAACAACAAGGGUGCUCAUUCUGUUGGCCUGAUGUGGUGGAUGCUGGCUCGUGAAGUCCUGCGUAUGAGAGGCACAAUUUCUCGUGAGCAUCCAUGGGAGGUCAUGCCUGAUCUAUAUUUCUACCGUGAUCCUGAGGAGAUUGAGAAAGAAGAACAGGCUGCUGCUGAGAAGGCUACCACAAAGGAGGAAUACCAGGGUGAAUGGACUGCACCAGUUCCAGACUUCCCUCAACCUGAAGUUGCUGACUGGUCAGAGGGAGUGCAGGUCCCAUCUGUACCCAUUCAACAGUUUGCUGCAGAGCGCCCAGAUCUCCCAGCAGCUGCCAAAGUUCCAGUAGCAGAAGACUGGAGCUCCCAGCCGGCUAGUACUGAUGAUUGGUCUGCUGCUCCAACUGCUCAAGCCUCUGAGUGGGUGGGAACAACUACUGAAUGGUCUUAGAAUGCUUUUGGUGUUUAUGUUCAAAGGUCAUACUGGACAUUGAAAUAAAAUUCUCUUGAAUUUU
Messenger RNA from Pseudophryne corroboree (corroboree frog), 1130 nucleotides. Its product is annotated as small ribosomal subunit protein uS2. Lineage: Eukaryota; Metazoa; Chordata; Amphibia; Anura; Myobatrachidae. The record is from RefSeq and is a predicted model, not a curated record. Gene Ontology annotation, molecular function: structural constituent of ribosome; laminin receptor activity. Bases 140 to 1066 code for a protein of 308 amino acids. The transcript is spliced from 8 exons. Gene Ontology annotation, cellular component: 90S preribosome; ribosome; cytosolic small ribosomal subunit. Gene Ontology annotation, biological process: ribosomal small subunit assembly; cytoplasmic translation.